AUGGCUGCUCGCCCCCUGCAACGCGGGCCGGAGCCGUCCCUGCUGUGGGACCAUUUCCUGGCGGCGGACGUCACCCACACGUUUCGCGCGCUUUUUGCCGAGAAGCUGUCCGCCGUGUCCGACCGACGGGAGUUUUCCACGCGGUUGACGGCCCUCAUGCGACAGUGGCGGGCGGAGCACUGGCACGAUAUCUUCAUUGGCGCCGCCACGAAACGCCGCGGCGACGGUGGCGAGGAUGAGAAAGGCGGCGCAGCUGCAGCGGCGCGGCGGUGGGAGCGUGGCCUGGCGGCGUACUACGAGUCCAUCCGUGUGCAGCGGCUGAUGGACGAGACGUUGUUCUUUCACCUGUCGGAGGCGGAUGCGUUGGAGGUGGAUAAACUGGGGCGCCGCGAGUUGCGGCGGCGGCGCGGGUUAGUUCGCGCCGUGGACGAGGUCUGGCGCGCCGGGAAGGCGGCGGCUGACUUUCUGCUCCCAGUCACGGAGCAGGAGGCGCCGCUGUACUACCGCCGCGUGCGGCGGCCCGUGUGCGUCGCCUCCAUCUACUGCAGCGUGUGGGAGGGCGAGGUGGAGGACUACGCGGGGCUGAAGGUGCUCCUGACCCUCAUGCGCUCCAACUGCGAGUUGUACAACGGUGGCGGGAGCCCGCUGGUGGCGGCGUGUCAGGAGCUCGUCUCCGUCGGCUUCCGCGCAGCGCGGGAGGCGCAGGCCCACGAGGAAGAGGAAGAGGAAGCCGAAGAGGCGGCGAAUGGCGGCGCCGGCGGUUCUGCUGCUGGGGGCGGGGACAACCACACACGAUUCCCACCCCGCACGGAGGCGGAGUUGGCGUGGCUGUUCCCGCCCCGACACGAGGCGGCGCAGCUGCCGCCGGUAGACAACAGCCACGGCGCCACGGCGGCGGGACGCGGCGUCGCGCACGACGCUGGCGAGCCCAGGCGCGUGCUGCGGCUCAUUCGCCGGACGGGCGCGCAGGAGCCAAUGGCGCCUGCCGCAGAGAACCCUACCGGCACGGCGACAACGCGGCGCUUGACGCUGCGACUGGCGCCGCGUGCUGCCGUCGUCGCCGACGCCGCCGCAGCCCCCUCCCCCUCCAAGACGAGGCGGGGAAAGAAGGAGGCGAAGGAUGACGCCACCACUGCGACGGCGGCGACCGCGCGUGGGAGGCGGAAUAAGACGCGGAGGGAGGUGGAGGUGAAGUACUGGAUGCGCUGCGACCUGUGCCACACCUGGCGCGUUGUGGCGGAGGAGCUUGACCCACUGCCGGAACACUGGGACUGCUCCCUCGUCGGCUUGCCGUGCUCCCCGCCGGAGGCAACGCCGAGGGGCGAGCGGCGGCCGGCGUCACCGGGGCCGAAGAAGCGGCCUGGGCGAAGGAAGACACGCGGCGGGGCGAAGGCCCCCGAGGCGGCCAGCGGCAAACGCGGGCGACGGAAGACGACGAGGGGAGUGGCGGAGAGGAAGGCGGGGGGUGAGGCAACGCUUCCGCAAGAGGAGGUGGCAAGGCAGAAGCGCAAGAAUGCCUCGCGUGCAGCCGCGCCGCGGAAGCGCAAUGCACGCCGAUCCCCUUCCUCCUCCUCCUCCUCCUCCUCCUCCACAUCUUCGUCGGAUUCGACCGGCAGCAGCGGCAGCAGCAGCAGUGACGCUGACACACCACCGCGGCAUGGACGUGGCCGUAAAUCCCGUCGAGCACCGCAGCAGCAGCAGCGGCGGCAGCGGGACCAGCAGCAGGAGUGUAGUCGUGGCCGGAAGCGCUCUCGUGUCACCAGAAACUCAUCGUGGGAUGACGACAGUGGCAGUUACGGUGACGAUGACACGCCGCGGUCGAUGCGUGCGGCGAAGCCCGCGGUGCCUCCCUUGACGCUGGAGAAGCUCGUGGAGCUUGAGGCGGCCAUGGACGAGGUGGAGGCGACGCCGAUCGACGACCACAACCCCGUAGAAAUCCUUGCUAGGCUUCGCACCAUAGCCAAAUGGCUGCGAUGA
Messenger RNA from Trypanosoma conorhini, 1977 nucleotides. RefSeq lists its product as uncharacterized. Gene Ontology annotation, molecular function: protein binding; zinc ion binding. NCBI's taxonomy places the organism in Eukaryota, Euglenozoa, Kinetoplastea, Trypanosomatida, Trypanosomatidae. The record is from RefSeq and is a predicted model, not a curated record. The coding region runs from base 1 to 1977 and encodes 658 amino acids. The transcript has a single exon.